AUGCUACAGCACCUGGUCUGCGACAACGGCUCCGGCCUCUGCAAAGCCGGCUUUGCCGGCGACGAUGCCCCCCGCGCCGUCUUCCCCUCCAUCGUGGGGCGGCCCCGGCACCAGGGUGUCAUGGUAGGCAUGGGGCAGAAAGACAGCUACGUGGGGGACGAGGCGCAGAGCAAGAGGGGUAUCCUCACGCUCAAGUACCCCAUCGAGCACGGCAUCAUCACCAACUGGGAUGACAUGGAGAAGAUCUGGCACCACUCCUUCUACAACGAGCUGCGCGUGGCCCCCGAGGAGCACCCGACCCUGCUCACCGAGGCACCCCUCAACCCCAAGGCCAACCGGGAGAAGAUGACCCAGAUCAUGUUCGAAACCUUUAAUGUCCCUGCCAUGUACGUCGCCAUCCAAGCCGUCCUUUCCCUCUACGCCUCCGGCCGCACAACCGGCAUCGUCCUCGACUCCGGGGAUGGCGUCACCCACAACGUGCCCAUCUAUGAGGGCUACGCUCUGCCCCACGCCAUCAUGCGUCUCGAUUUGGCCGGCCGUGACCUCACCGACUACCUCAUGAAGAUCCUCACUGAGAGGGGCUACUCCUUCGUCACCACCGCCGAGCGGGAAAUUGUGCGCGACAUCAAGGAGAAGCUCUGCUACGUGGCCCUCGACUUCGAGAACGAGAUGGCCACAGCAGCCUCCUCCUCCUCGCUGGAGAAGAGCUACGAGCUCCCCGACGGGCAGGUCAUCACCAUCGGGAACGAGCGUUUCCGCUGCCCCGAGACCCUCUUCCAACCCUCCUUCAUCGGCAUGGAGUCAGCCGGCAUCCACGAGACAACCUACAACUCCAUCAUGAAGUGCGACAUCGACAUCCGCAAGGACCUCUACGCCAACAACGUCUUGUCCGGCGGCACCACCAUGUACCCCGGCAUCGCCGACCGCAUGCAGAAGGAAAUCACGGCGCUGGCUCCCAGCACCAUGAAGAUCAAAAUCAUCGCCCCACCGGAGCGGAAGUACUCGGUGUGGAUCGGUGGCUCCAUCCUGGCGUCCCUCUCCACCUUCCAGCAGAUGUGGAUCAGCAAACCCGAGUACGACGAGGCCGGACCAUCCAUUGUCCACCGAAAAUGCUUCUAAGCCCCUU
Messenger RNA from Charadrius vociferus (killdeer), 1126 nucleotides. RefSeq names its product actin, gamma-enteric smooth muscle. Gene Ontology annotation, cellular component: cytoplasm. Gene Ontology annotation, biological process: vascular associated smooth muscle contraction. The coding region runs from base 1 to 1119 and encodes 372 amino acids. NCBI's taxonomy places the organism in Eukaryota, Metazoa, Chordata, Aves, Charadriiformes, Charadriidae. The transcript has 8 exons. The record is from RefSeq and is a predicted model, not a curated record.